AUGACAUCCGCUUGGUAUGACCGUUGGUGUGAGUGCGGGCCUUUAGCCAGUUUCAUAUCCCCUCGUAUCAUUCAUGCAGCUGGGUUCUCCCUUCAUGAUUCGGUCAAGGAUGUGUGGGCGGAUGGUUCUUGGAAGUGGCCUACGGCUUGGCGAGAUUUGUUUCCGGUUUUAAUUCAACUGGAUAACCUGCAGCUUAAUUCGAAUAGUAGAGAUAGAUUUCUUUGGAAAGAUGGUGAUAAAUCGUAUGAUCAUUUGUCUGCGUGUGUGUGGCAAUCUAUCCGAGCUAGGGAAACGGAAGUAGAUUGGGUGAAUGUGGUAUGGUUUUCACAAUGUAUUCCUCGGCAUGCUUUCCUUAUGUGGCUCAUCAUGCGUAGGAAACUUUUGACUCAGGAUAAAAUUCUACAAUGGGAUCUGACGAGAAGAAAGAACAUGAACAUGAUGUGUUGCCUAUUGUGUUUCGAAAAUAAUGACUCUCACGAGCAUCUGUUCUUCGAAUGUAAGUUCUCGGCUCAGAUUUGGUGCUCGGUUAGGGAUAAGGUGAAUAUGGGUACGGUUGACCCGAAGUGGACAGAUGUGACGAAUUGGCUCUUAGCUAGAGGUGCGUCUAAAUCGGUUUUCAAUUAUGCAAGUCGUCUCAUAGUAGCUGCUUCAGCGUAUUUCAUUUGGCAAGAGCGAAACGCUAGAUUGUUUAAAAAUCAAACGAGACCUCCAGAUAUUAUUAUUUCUUUGAUUUUUCAGACUGUUCGAUACAAACUUAUGGGAGCUAAGUACAAGAGAAUGGAUAAAGUCAGACGCUUUCUAGAGCUGUGGGAUAUACAUGAUGACGCGAUGCUUAACGACGCUGGCUAG
This is a messenger RNA of Helianthus annuus (common sunflower), 849 nucleotides long. RefSeq lists its product as uncharacterized. The transcript has a single exon. Lineage: Eukaryota; Viridiplantae; Streptophyta; Magnoliopsida; Asterales; Asteraceae. The coding region runs from base 1 to 849 and encodes 282 amino acids. The record is from RefSeq and is a predicted model, not a curated record.